Molecule: messenger RNA, 8236 nt
Organism: Folsomia candida
Lineage: Eukaryota; Metazoa; Arthropoda; Collembola; Entomobryomorpha; Isotomidae
Product: small subunit processome component 20 homolog
Exons: 29
Coding region: 138-8126 (2662 amino acids)
Cellular component (GO): nucleolus; 90S preribosome; small-subunit processome
Source: RefSeq, a predicted model, not a curated record
CGAAUGCAUUCAGUAAAAGCGAGUCAAUAUUUUUUUGAUCGUUUUAAAGAAACUUGUCAUUCAUAUAAUGUGACAUAAUUUCUCAUAAUUUUGAAUUUUCCAUCUUGAAUUUUUGAUACUACUAGAGUAAGUUUAAGAUGGGUAAAAAAACAACAGCUCGCCAUAAGGAGGAUAACACUUUUCGGUUCCAAACAUUUGAAGAAAAGUUAAAGAACAUUUCAAUCAAUGUAAAUCUUUCGAUUCGGGAUGGUCGCACAGAUUUACCAGAGGAUGAGACUACAUUCUUUUAUCAGGAGACUGAAAAAUGGAUGGAUUUGAAUCGAACGGAGAGUUUUGGCGAAUUGUUAACUCAAAUUGGUGACGAUAUCAAAAGUCUCCCACAAGUUUUACUGCAGAAAGAGAAACUUGCAAAUAUUUUAGUAACUCAUUUGGACAAUAGAGAGAAUUUGCCAUCUUACGAACCAACUUUUGCAUUGACGAUCGCACUAGCACGAGAUUUAGGACCAGAUUUCUAUCCAUACUUCCCAAAACUGUUUAGAUCCAUUAUUGAUAUUGUGAUAACUCUGAAAAGUCCCGACGUUAUUGAGCAAGGAUUCAAAUGCUACGCUUACUUAUCAAAAUACCUCCGACGCCAAAUUUUAAAGGACAUCUCCCACCAUCUCAAGUUAUUUGCACCAUUGCUAAAUCCAAAAUUGAAAAACUAUGUUGUCAUUUUUGGAUGCGAGGCGUUUGAAGUUGUUGUUAGCAAAUAUGCACGAGAUAAUCCGGACACAUUUUUAGACUUGAUUUUCAAAUUGCUGCUGCAAAAUAAACCCGAGAAUGGCGUUGGAUUUGCGACUCUGCUGUUUUCCAUGUUCAAGGGAGUAAGUGGAUCCCUUAAAAUUCUUGGACCUGGAUUUAAGUUUGAACGUUGUGUUAAUUAUACCACCGGACUUUCGGGCGAUGACCGACAAAAUUGGAUUGAAAUGCUCAAGAUUCUUCUGCAAAAAUUACUCAAUCACGCGAACGAUUCGAAUGCAAAGACGUUGUUUGAAAUUUUCGAGAAUUUCUUUUUGAAUCCCAAACAACCUGAACAAACUCCAAUCAACCUCAUAUACUAUCGGACCAUCGUAGAGCAUGAAAAUUGCAGCAAAAUCCCUGACGUUGCAAGCUGUGUGAAUGUAAUAAAAUUUGUAACGGAUUCCAUGAUCAGUGGGGAGCAAGUCCAGUUCGCUGAGUUCUACGGACUAGUCAUAACAUUAUUGAACACGAAAGGAAAAUCGACAAAUCCUGAAAUUCUCACCUCCUUAAAGACAACCAUCGUGAAACUGUUUAAAAACGGAGAUUUGGAAUGCGUUCGAAAAAUGGAUGCCGUCCUUCAAGAUACGUCGCACUACUUUCACUCGUAUUUGUCCACCAUUGUCCGAGCGUAUGAAAGACUCGAAGCGGGGAAGAGUAACCCUUUGGAUGUGGACAUUAAAGCAAUUCGAUGUAUUGGUGAAGCCGUCAUGAGACAGCGUGGCUUAUACCAUCCAAUGAAGAAGGAACAACACUUUUUUACGGGACUUGCAAUGCCCAUGUGGUUCUAUGAAAAUCAAAAAAAGUUGAUACGGCCCCUUAAUCUCAUGGGACUGCUCGAGAAGGAGGAUUUUUGCUGUUGUGAAGCAAUUGACCACGCCUAUAAAUCACUCUCCACCUCCACGCACAUGGAAAAUCUCGUCAGAUUGUUCUUGAGCUAUUCAAGGAUGAGCAUGAGUGAAUGUAAAAACUGUUAUGCAAAAUGUAAAGAAAUUGCAAAUAUGAUUAUUGCCCACAAUGAAAUCUGUGAAGAUGCCCACAAACAAAAGUUUUCAAUGUUGCUCUUGUUUGUUUUGGAAACUUUGAUAAUGCACGGUCUCACGGAUGCGUCGCUCGUAACUUUCAACGAGAUUGAUAUCUCAAAGUUUCUCGACAGUGUUCAAGACGUUGUAGUUGGUGCCAGCAAUUCCAGUGCGACCUUCUCUAUGUGGAGUUUAAAGUGUUUAGACUUAAUUGUUCAUUAUGCUAAACUUUGUGAAGCAACGUCUCCUCUCCGAUUGGAAAUAUCUGAUUAUUGUAGUCGAUUAAAAGAUGGUUUGAUAUCUAAUCUCCAGAGUGGCUUCAAAAUUGUCCGAACGUUAACUUUGUCCAUCCUUAGAAAUAUGUUGGAAAUUGAAGAUGUGAAAGGGUCGAAACAUUUGGAAAUGUGUGACAAAUUCAUUCAAAUUGAAGAUAUGAGUAUUUUGAAUCCGAAGUUUUCUUCACUUGUGAAAUCCAGCUUGACAGAAGCCAAAGUUUUGAUGGAAAGUGAAAAUUCUACAGACGAAAUCCGCCAGUUUUGCCUCAAGUAUACUUUGGGUCUGAUGUACUCCAAUUUCAAACUUAUUUGGCCAAUCUGCAUCGAAGUUAUUCAACUGGCCGGAAAGAAUAUGAAGUUUAUCGAUUUCUGGAAAACUUUUGGUCAAUGUUUCCUCAUGCACUUUCCGGAAGCACAGAAUGGUUCUCCACGGGUAAAUAUUAUUAUGGACGAGUUUGGAGACGAGAAUGGAUUUCUUCAACGCAUUCACCAAUUGACUUUUGGAUUCCCUGAGGAGGUUGCUGGAAAUCUGGGCUUACAAGAAACUCCUGAUAUCGCACUGUACAGGGUCAAUUUAUGGAAGUCAAUUAUUGGACUACCCCUCACUAAAAAGGAGUAUCAAGAAAUCAAAGGCAUUAUUGACAAGACAAUUACAAAUACCUUCAGUGACUCAGCCACCCAGAUAGGUCUCAGUGCCGAAAUUAACAGAACUCUGGUUCCAAUGUUCGAAUUUCUGGAGAAAUGUGAUGUCGCUAAUGCUGACCUACAGCUAUGGGAAAGAAGUCUACCUCACUUGAUGUCUGCUCCUGAUGUACAAAAAGCCGUUUGGGGAUUCCUUCAUGCAAAGAGGAAAAAUAAAUUGAAAGGGUUCAAAGACGACAUUGAUGAAUUGAUUGCAACCGACUCUAUGGAUAGUUUCCAUAAGUUUAGGGUUGAUGCUAUUGACACGUCUCAAAGCCAGCAGUAUCAAAAUGAAACUCCAGAAAAACGUAGACUUCUUAUGGAUAUUGUUAUUCGAGUUCUAAUUGGGAAAGAAUGGAAAUGGAAAGCUGAGAAAAGGCUUCAAUCUCUUCGGUUUAUUGGGGGUUGCACUGCAGAAGAAGCCAAAAAGUACCUCCAACUUACUGUAGGAACUGGACUAUCAGAUUUGCGAAUAUCGCCAAAAGUGGUUGAAGUUAAAAUCAAUAAAAUUGCAAAUGGUAUCAGAGCAUGGCGCUAUAAAUUCCCAACCAUAAUGGACGAGCUUUUAAAUCUCGUGUGUGACCUUACUCUGGCAAUCAACAACUUGAAAAAACCGUUUCCUAAGCAUGAAGAUGAUGAAGAGUUGCCUGACUCUGUAUUUGAAGAACAGAAGAAAGGUGCUCUAAAGGCAGCACGGCUAUGCAUUCUUGCAUUCUUUACACACCUUCCCAAGUUCAAUUUGGAAGAUGCUACGAUCGAACGGAUUUUUGAUGUCUUCAUCUGGACGGACGGAAUUGAUGAGAUCAAGUCCCAAAUGGGUUCUAGCCCGAGCUGGAUCAUGAAAUUGUUUCAUGUUUGGAGUUCACAUGCAAGAUUUCAUGUACUAUUCGCUAAAUGCCGUAAUUCCGACUUUGAAGAGCAAUUCAGCCCCAUGAAAGCAAUUUUUGAUAUUUUGGGAACAUCAAGUCUUCAUUUUGAAUUGCAAAAAUAUCUGAUUGGAAUCUUGCUUAAUCUUACAAUGCCUGGUGAAUCGCCGGAUCAAGGGAAUGAAGAUAGCGAAUCCUUGGAUCAUUCAGAAAAGUUUGACUCGAAGCCUUUAACUUGUUCCGGCAUUUAUAAAUUCGAUAAUAAUUCCGAAUCAAUAGGAAUGAACGUUGUAUUGCAUGGGAAACACGUAAUAUUGACGCUGUUUGAAGAUGUGCAACUAUUUAAAAAGUUUGUCAAUCAACCCGGAGGUGACCGGUGCCUUGCCUUAAUUUCAAGAUUGGCCGAAUUUGUGGAUGUCAAGGACGAUGCUGAAUCCUUACAAAGGCUGUGUUCCAUUAUCAUUGAAACAUUUCCAAUUUACAAACAUAGCGAGGAAAAUUUGUUCAAUUGCCUUGUCGCUUGUAAACAUUUACUUGCCAAAAUUGUGGAUUCGAAACCAAUAUUGCUGAAACUUGCGUCUUCGUUCAUCUGGGUUAGUGGCAGACGACUGCGAAGUACAUUAUGUGACAUUUUGAGUUCACAAAAAGACACCUUUAUUCAUGAAACGAUUCGUGACAUGAAUGCAUGGUCUGACGAAGCCGUCGAAUGUCCUGAUUUUUCAAUGCGACAGGAUGCCUUUCAAAAGUUGGAGAAAUCAGUUAUGCAAGAUUCAUUUGACCGAACGCGUUGCACUUUGGCUGCUGCAAAUUGCUUCUACAGCCUACUAAGUGAGACGGACCUUGGUGUUCGGAAUUCUGCCAAGCAGUUCCUCAUUGUUUUAUCAGAGGCCCUAAAAUCUAAAUCGAAGGAGUGUCAAGGGGAAAUUAACUUGUUUUUGGAUGCAAUGAUAAUUCCAAGACUUCGAGGUGGAAUUCAUCACAAAGACGAUGGAAGAUUUGCAGAUUUCUUGCAAGUUUACAUCGCUUUUAUCCAGAAUGCGAAAGAAUUGCAUGGAACAUUUAAAGAAUUGGACAAGGUUCUUAAUGCGGAGAUUAUUGAUGCGUUGUAUGACAUUCAAAUUCACUUACGAACCAGGGCGAUGAACAAGUUAUGUCUCAAGAUUGUGGAAGUUGGUACUACCGUUAGUCCAACAAUCCUUAAAAACUUCAUCCUUCCUUUGGCAAAUCACAACUUGUUGGACGAAGAUAAGCUUGGAGAAAAUAAAAGCGAUCUAAUUCAUUCGUCCAUAGAGACUGUGAAAACAAUUCUCCAGUUGUUUCCACACGAUCACUACUUCAAGUUUCUUAUUCAUUUGAUCAAUUCGCCAAAAAAGAAUACAAGACUAGCCAAGCAAUAUGAGCGAAUUUUAGUAGCGACGAUGGACGCUUACCAUUUUGAUCUGAGCCGUGCUUCAGGUGGUGGUGGCAUAGUAAAUAAACCUGCGGAAGAACCAAUCGCUGAAAGUGGAGAGGAGACUAUUAAGAAUGCUGAGAUUGUGAAAACCGACUCAGAAGAUUCAGAUGAAGAUGCAGACGAGACGAUCCCUAAAGACAAUGUCCCAAUUCCAACUCCAAUGACCAAUACCCUCGUCCCAAAAGCCGCAGCCAUCAAGUGUAUUAAGCUCUUAAAAUCUGUCAUUGUCCCAAAACUCCGAAAAUAUUUAAACUUUGAGGAGAAAGCAACCCACAAGUUAUCCAAAGCAGAGAAGAAAGUAGACGAUGAUGUGAUACUAAAAAUCCCCUGCACUUUGGCAUUAGUCAAAUUGCUAAAGAAACUUCCAAAAUCUGAAGGCGAAACAUCCAUAAGAUCCAUAAUUCCAUGUCUUUGUGCUGGUUUAAGGAAUGAACUGUACUCGACUCGACACAGUUUAAGGAAAACUAUUCUCAGUGUGAUAAAAGAAUUGGGAAUAUCCCAGUUUCGUUCAGUUAUAGGAUAUUUAAACGCUACCCUUCAGCGUGGUUAUCAGAAACACGUGUUAAAUUUUACCGUGGGCUACUUCAUGAAAUGCUUAGAGCCAGAUUUAAGGAACAAUCCAACUCAGCUACCAAUUAAAGAAAUUCUGCCCCUUUGCGACGACGAGUUGUAUAGUGUAAUGCAAGAAGAAAAGGAACUGGUUAAAAUCCGAGCUAAAACAAAGGAAGCUGGAAAAAAUAAUGCACAUCCAAUUUUGAAAUUAUGUGCAAAAUGUAUUCAUACGAAAGCUCAUCUCAAUAGUUUAAUCGAGCCAGCCAUCAAUCGCUUGACUGCCAAAAGAUCUCCAAGAGUAGCAAAAACAACACGACAGUGGUUAAACUCUAUCAGUGAAGGUUUAGCAGAUAAUGUUGUUAUUGAUCACUUGGAAUUACUUGAUUGGCUUCAAGAAGUAAUUCGUAGAGAAAACUUGGACGACGCAGCAAAUAAAGAUAAGGCAGAUGAACCAGAAAAGAAGAAACGCAAGUUGCUGGUGGAAUCUAAAGACGCCCAUUUGAUCCCAAGUGCAAAGAGGAAAAGCAAUAAUGUCGCCGUUGGAAAACUUACUGGUCAAUUUUUGUUGACAGAAUUUGCAUUCAAUUGUUUGUACAAUGGACUCAAUAAAAACACUCCGUUGAAGGAAACUCUGACUCGCAUGGAAUCCAUUCAUGUUUUGGAUGCAUUUGUGAAACCGUUGGCGGAUGGGAUUAAGUUGCCUUCAAAGCAGGUCAACAUUGUUUCCCUCCGAUGCCUAACGUUGCUGUUCGAAUUUGAGCUUUCCAGUUUUAAAAAUGAAAAUUUGACCGAUACUUUGAGACAAAGUGGAUUUAUGGCAAUGAAUAACCAUUGCUAUCGUACGUCGUCCGAUACGCAAAUGUCCAACUCGACUUUUAAGUUUCUAGCUGCAUUCUUCCUACGAUUUCCGAACUACAAAAUUGUUAUUCAAGAUUUUGAGUUAAUGUUGAAGUGCAUUCAAAGUUAUCUAACGCACGAUGAAUGCUCGUCUGCUGCAAUAACUUUGCUGAAAGGGGUACUAAGAAAUAAAUUCAGCUCGUCUAAUUUGCAAGAACUCAUGGAAGAAGUUUUUAAUCAAGCAAUUCAGAGUUUUUAUCAACACAUUAACGAAGGCUGCCGACAGGCCUACGUAACAUACCUCAACAAUUAUUGCACAACCCCAAAAGAGUUGAGUUCGCAAGUCCGACUUAUUCUCAAUCAAUUCGAUUACAACAUCGAGAAUGGAAGACUGACGGCUGUAGAGAUUAUGAAUUCGUUAGUAGGAUCGAUGCCAGAGAACUGUCUGGAGAAAGUAAAAGAGUUGAUAUUUUUGAAAACGCUAAACUGUUUGGAUAAAGAAGAACACAAGAAUGUCAGGAGUAAGCUCGCUGAUGUCAUAAAAUCUUUGUUCAAAUCUGAAGGGAAGAAAUCACUUGUGCGACUAUUCCUGAAGUUGAUAUAUUCCAAUAAUCAUAAUUCUGAACUCGAUACAUUCUUCCUCAUUGCCGGGGUUUUGAUUGAUGAUCCAAAAAUUUUCUCGGACAGUGAUUUCACACAACUACUUACUAAAAUAGAGCAAGUUUUAAACCCUGAAACAUUCGAUGAACUGUGCCUCACGACACCAAACAUGACUCAGCAAGCUCAAGAUUACGCAAUUUUUCAAGCUCUGCGAUGUCUAAAUAAAGGAUUAGAUCGAAAAUCAAAUGGAUACAACUUGUGGGACAGGAGAAGUUGUCACGCAGCCACUAUGGAAGCCAUCUUUGGCCAUUUGCGUGUCGUACAUUUGCUUUAUGAACACGUCUGGGUCCCACCGGUCACUCUGGACAUUUUGUUCCACGUGGUAGCAAAGCUUGAGUUAUCUGGAGAUGAGACAUUAAAUAAAAUCGCCACCCAAUUGGAAAAAGGAAAAGUGAACGACAUAAUCCUGCUAAAAAAUACCCAAGAUCUCAAACUGUUGGUUAAGAAUGUUUGGACAAUUUUAAAGCUGGAGAAUGACCACAGUGAUGAUGUCGUUAUGAAAGGAACGUUAAUAUUUAUUCAGUUGACGUGCAUCUCUGCCCGAUUAUCUACUCUAGAAAUAUUUGAAGAUAUCAUUGGCGAGAUUCGAAAGAGUGUCAAUCACGAAGUGGUGAAAGACCAGAAGAAAACUAGACUUAGAGCCUUGGCGUUUGCUUGCUUCCGUGGCAUUUGCAAUAAUAUUCCGAUUGAAGCUUUAAUCAAGAUUUCCGAACCAUUGACCAGAGUUGCAGUCAGAGAGUUGACAGAUGAUGGCGUUUCAUCAGAGAUAAAAUUAGAGGCAGAAAAAUUGACAUCAAUUCUUCGAUCUGCCCUUGGAAAUGCUGACUUUAACGCUUUGUAUGCCAAAGUGAACGACUACUAUCACAAGAAAAGAAAUAUCAACAGAGCCAAGAAGAAGGAAUCUUUUGUCCUGCACCCCGGCCUUAUCAGGAAACGACCUGCAAACAAGCCUGAUAAGAGCAAAGUUCCUUUUAAGAAAAUGAAAAAGAAGAAUCGUGGAUAAUCGCAAUUAUUUUAGACUUUUAGAUUUUAAUCCGCAUUAUUAUUAUUUAAAAAACAUAUUAUGACAUUUAAAAAAUAUUAUCAAAGCAUUAAAAAAUCGAUGAAUGUUAA